AUGAGUGGUGAGCAUGAUCAAAGUAAGACCAAGUAUCAUGUCACAGAUGAAGUAAAGAACUCAGUGCUCUGUAAGGUGCUAAUGCUAGAUGGUACCGACUUCAAAGUACACAUCCAUAAAAAUGCAAUAGGACAAGUACUAUUCUUGAAGUCUUGUGAGCAUUUGAGUUUGCUGGAAAAGGAAUAUUUUUCAAUUACUUUUAAGGAAGCCAAUGGCACAAAGGUUUGGCUCCAGCAUGAUAAGCCUAUUGCCAAGCAGUUGAACAAAUUGAAAUGGGAAUUUUCUUUUGAAGUGAAGUUCUACCCGCAAGAUCCAUGCAAUUUGAAAGAGGAAUUAACCAGGUAUCAGAUGUAUUUGCAAGUCAGGGUGGAUAUUUUGGCGGGAAGAUUGCUUUGUUCCCAUCACGCCAAUGCCAUCCUCGGCGGGUACGCCUGCCAAUCGCAACUCGGGGACUGGGACCCUAACGAGCAUGACCAGGGCUUCGAGUAUGUUAAAAAUUUGAAGUUCUGCCCCGGCCAGACUGAUGAUCUGAUUGAAGCCAUUGCAGAGCAGCACAAAGACAAUCAUGGCAUGGAAGCAGCUGAGGCAGAGUACAGGUACCUGGAAAAUGUCAGAACCAUGUCUCUUUAUGGAGUGCACAUGAUCAAUGCGAGGGAUGAAGACCACAGACAAGUUUCAUUGGGCAUAUGUGCGGAUGGCCUGCUGGUGUUCAUGGAGAGGAUAAGAUUGCACAGAUACGUCUGGGCUAAAAUAAUGAAGAUUGCUUACAAAAGAAACAAGUUUACUAUCCACGUUCGACCAGAUAGUCCAAAGGAGCCAAUUCCAUUAGUAGUGUACCAUCUCCUGAACUACAAGACUGCCAAGAGAACCUGGAGACUUGCUGUUGAACAUCACAUGUUCUUCAGGUAUUUGUUUAUUGACGUUUUCGUGUAA
Messenger RNA from Helobdella robusta, 933 nucleotides. RefSeq lists its product as hypothetical. Gene Ontology annotation, cellular component: cytoskeleton; plasma membrane. The transcript is spliced from 9 exons. The coding region runs from base 1 to 933 and encodes 310 amino acids. NCBI's taxonomy places the organism in Eukaryota, Metazoa, Annelida, Clitellata, Rhynchobdellida, Glossiphoniidae. The record is from RefSeq and is a predicted model, not a curated record.